Messenger RNA from Hemisphaericaspora subhashii, 603 nucleotides. RefSeq lists its product as uncharacterized. NCBI's taxonomy places the organism in Eukaryota, Fungi, Ascomycota, Pichiomycetes, Serinales, Debaryomycetaceae. The transcript has a single exon. The record is from RefSeq and is a predicted model, not a curated record. Gene Ontology annotation, molecular function: NAD(P)H dehydrogenase (quinone) activity; FMN binding. Bases 1 to 603 code for a protein of 200 amino acids.
AUGGCUCCAAAAGUUGCAAUUAUUAUCUAUUCCAUGUACCACCACAUUGCCCAAAUGGCAGAAGAAGAAAGGAAGGGGGUUGAACAAGCAGGUGGUCAAGCUGAUAUCUUUCAAGUUCCAGAAACCUUAUCUGAUGACGUUUUGAAAUUAUUACAUGCCCCAGAAAAGCCAGAAUAUCCAAUUGCCACUAAUGAAACCUUGGAACAAUACGAUGCUUUCUUACUCGGUGUUCCAACCAGAUAUGGUAACUACCCAGCUCAAUUCAAGGCUUUCUGGGAUGCUACUGGUGGUUUAUGGGUUAAGGGUGCUCUUGCUGGUAAGGUUGCUGGUAUUUUCGUUUCUACUGGUACCCCAGGUGGUGGUCAAGAAACCACUGUCUUAAACUCUUUAUCUGUUUUGAUUCAUCAUGGUAUUACCUUUGUUCCAUUGGGUUAUGCUAAUGCUUUCCCAUUAUUGACCAAUUUGGAUGAAGUUCAUGGUGGUUCUCCAUACGGUGCUGGUACUUUUGCUGGUGGUGAUGGUUCUAGACAACCUUCUGAAUUGGAAAAGGAAAUUGCCAGAAUUCAAGGUAAGACUUUCUAUGAAACUAUCCAAAAAUUUUAA